Fonsecaea nubica is the source of this 1503-nucleotide messenger RNA. RefSeq lists its product as hypothetical. Bases 1 to 1503 code for a protein of 500 amino acids. The record is from RefSeq and is a predicted model, not a curated record. Lineage: Eukaryota; Fungi; Ascomycota; Eurotiomycetes; Chaetothyriales; Herpotrichiellaceae. The transcript has 6 exons. Gene Ontology annotation, molecular function: carboxylic acid transmembrane transporter activity. Gene Ontology annotation, cellular component: plasma membrane. Gene Ontology annotation, biological process: carboxylic acid transport; transmembrane transport.
AUGGACCACGAGAAAGACGUCCAGGAGAGGAAGUUUCCUGCCUCUCAGGAAUACGAUGCGGACCAAGAACGAGACAUCGCUUUCCACGCAGCCCCUCUCGCCGAAGUGCCUAAGGGGCGAUGGGAAAGAUCAUGGCCCGUGAUCGCCUGUGGAGCUGGUCUCUUCUCCGACGGGUACCUCAACGGCGUUAUCGGUUCAGUGUCGACGAUGCUUCAGCUCAUCUAUGGUGACCAGUACAGCAAGUCGUCGUAUAAGAGUGCUGUCCCCAGUAUCGCCUUUGCCGGCACCGUGGUUGGACAUUUGUUCUUUGGGAUCCUGAGCGACCAUUGGUCUCGGCGCAACACGUUGCUUAUUUCCACCAUCAUCCUUAUCAUCUUCUCAAUCCUUUGCGCCGGGGCGUACGGAGCAGGCGGCAGCACUCAAGGUCUCUUCGCUGCUCUCUCGGCCUACCGAUUCCUGAUCGGUCUAGGUAUUGGGGGAGAAUACCCGGCCGGAUCGGUGGGUGCGGCCGAGUCAACGGGUGAACUCAAGAAAGGCCAUCGCAACCGGUGGUUUAUCUUGGCCACGGAUUUUCAGAUCGAUCUCGGCUUCGUGAUCAGCGCGUUCGUCCCUAUGAUUGUGGUGCUUGCGACGGGUGAAAACCAUCUGCGCGCGGCAUGGAGAAUCUGUCUGGCACUGGGUGCGAUUCCACCGCUAAGUCUGAUUUACCUCCGAAUCAAGCUUCAAGAACCAGAACAGUAUAACCGCAACAAGAUGAACAAGUUUCCCGUGUGGCUGAUUGUCAAGUUCUAUUGGUGGAGAUGUACUGUCAUCUCGAUCAUCUGGUUUGUCUACAACUUCUCUGCCUAUUCUUUUGGCAUUUUUGCGUCAUCAUGGCUGGUUUUUAUCCUCCCCACCGACGCGCCGCUGUGGAAGAAUUUCGGAAUGGCUACCGCAAUCAACAGUUUCUGGAUUCCAGGUUCCUUCUUUGGUGCUUUCCUGGCUGAUUGGAUCGGUCCCAAAUGGUGCCUGAUCGUGGGUGUCACGCUGCAAGGUAUCGUCGGAUUCGCCAUGACGGGCGCCUACGGCGAACUGAACCAUCCCUCGCGCGUUGCCGGGUUCAUCAUCUUGACCGGCAUCUUCAUGGCCCUGGGAGAGGUCGGCCCCGGCGACAACAUUGGGCUCUUCGCAUCGAAGCUCUCCUCGACGCCCAUCCGCGGACAGUUCUACGGCAUUGCAGCGGCGUGGGGAAAAGUCGGCGCCUUUGUCGGCACGUAUGUGUUCCCGCUCUUGAUCGACGCUGCAGGCGACGACACGGUCAAGCAGGGGCAAUAUCCCUUCUGGGUCAGCAGCAGUCUGUGCAUCUUCAGCGCGGUCGUGGCGUUUGUCGGUCUACCCAACGUCGGCCAGGGCAUGAUCGAGGAGGAGGACGAGAGGUUCAAGCGCUACCUCGAGGAGCACGGAUACGACACGAGCCAGCUGGGGACGAAGAAGUUUAGAGAAGAGACAGCCGGGGCUCUGUAG